AUGAUCCAGAAGUGUGUGUUUCUCCUGUUCUUUGUUCUUACCACAUCGGCCUUCAUGAUGGACCAGGAGGAACCACCAACUCGGACAGCCCGCUUCUCAGCCAACAGCCUGUCGGAUGUCGCACGCUGCCUAAGUGGGGCCCUACAGGUGGGUUGCAGUGCCUUUGCCUGCCUGGAGAAUUCCACCUGUGACACAGAUGGUAUGCAUGACAUCUGCAAGACCUUCCUCUACACUGCUGCAAAAUUUGACACUCAGGGCAAAACUUUUGUUAAGGAGAGUCUCCGCUGCAUGGCCAAUGGCAUCACCUCCAAGGGCUUCUUGAUGGUGCGCCGCUGCUCCACCUUCCAAAGCAUGGUGGCUGAUGUUCAGGAGGACUGUUACAGCAAAUUGGAUCUCUGCGGGGUAGCACGUGCCAACCCAGAGGCCAUCGGGGAGGUAGCUCAGCUGCCCAAUAGCUUCCCCAACAGGCACUACAGCACAUUGCUGCAGAGUCUUCUGGAGUGUGACCAAGAGACUGUGAGUCUAGUGAGAGAUAGUAUGUCUGCCAGGUUGGGUCCUGAGGUGGCUAUGCUCUUCAAGCUUCUUCAGAGCAGUCCUCGCUCUGGCUCAGCCACUCAAACUGGUAACGAUGAUCUCGGGGCUGCUGGGCGCUGGCCCUUGGGACCACUCACCUUCAAGAUCCAACCCAACAUGCGCAACAGGGACCCUAAUCACCUCUUUGCCAGGAAGCGUGCUGUCGGUGAGCAGGCUUAA
Scleropages formosus (Asian bonytongue) is the source of this 753-nucleotide messenger RNA. It is a transcript of the gene stc1l, whose product is annotated as stanniocalcin 1, like. The coding region runs from base 1 to 753 and encodes 250 amino acids. Gene Ontology annotation, biological process: intracellular calcium ion homeostasis. Lineage: Eukaryota; Metazoa; Chordata; Actinopteri; Osteoglossiformes; Osteoglossidae. The record is from RefSeq and is a predicted model, not a curated record. The transcript has 4 exons. Gene Ontology annotation, molecular function: hormone activity. Gene Ontology annotation, cellular component: extracellular region.